AUGGAAACAAGGCCAAGUGACUCAAAUUGCUCUCUCGUGGUACUUGCUGUUGAAAGGUGUGUGGUGGUGUGUAAGUCCAUCAGCAACUUACAGUUUGGGGGAAACCACAGUGUUGCAGGGGACCUCUUCAUCUCAAUUAUGGCAUCCACUUGCUCUGUGCCACCUCUCAUUGGUUGGUCCCAUUACAUUCUUGAAUGCAUGCAGUGAUCAUGCUGUGCUGACUAUUCCACAAAGCCCAUCAACAACAAGUUCUUUGUGAACUACAUGUUUCUUGUCUGUUUCACCAUCCCCUUGACCAUUACAUCCUUCUGUUCUCUACUCUGCACAGUCUAAGAGGGAGCAACCGGCCAACAGGAGUCCAACACCACCCAGAGGGCCAAGCGUGUAGUCACACACAUGGACUUCCUUGUUCACUGGGUGCCAUAUGCCAAUGUUGCAAGGUACCAGCUGUUUCUGACACUGCUUUGCCUCUCUGCGAAGAGCUCAGCUCGCUACAAUCCUCGGAUCUACACCUGCGUGAAGUAGUUUCGCCACUGUGUGACGACCUCGCUGUGAUAUGCUAAAUCUGUCUGUCUGCUGUUUGGUGCUGGCCAGGUGUUGUAG
This is a messenger RNA of Micropterus salmoides (largemouth bass), 603 nucleotides long. RefSeq names its product rhodopsin, like (gene rhol). Gene Ontology annotation, cellular component: photoreceptor outer segment; membrane. The record is from RefSeq and is a predicted model, not a curated record. Gene Ontology annotation, molecular function: G protein-coupled receptor activity. Gene Ontology annotation, biological process: G protein-coupled receptor signaling pathway. NCBI's taxonomy places the organism in Eukaryota, Metazoa, Chordata, Actinopteri, Centrarchiformes, Centrarchidae.